Molecule: messenger RNA, 1317 nt
Organism: Iphiclides podalirius (scarce swallowtail)
Lineage: Eukaryota; Metazoa; Arthropoda; Insecta; Lepidoptera; Papilionidae
Source: the annotation of a GenBank genome assembly
AUGGAUGGAAACGAGGAGGGCGGGGAUAACCCGCCUUCCUCAAAAAGAGACCAAGGCGCCCUGAAGACUUCUUACCCCGGACGUUCUGGUAUUGGCGGCGGAGUAGAUGUAACACUAUACUGUUCAGAAGCAAAAAAGGAAAUACUGACAUUAUUGUCUGGAAUUGAUUUGGUAAAUUUCAUAGUGUCAUUACUGUCAAUUGAAUUUCAUACAUUGGAAGUGGAUCUCAAAAAGGAACAACAGAUGAGGCAGAAAAGUGGUACACAGAACACUGAAUCUUUCCUAAUUCCAAAUGUUGUAAAUGGAAUUUGUAAUGACUUCGAGCAAUCAGAUUCUGCCAGAAGAGUUCGUUUGGUGUUAUCAGAAAUAUUACAAAUGCAAGCCCAGAUUGCAGAAUGUCAACAAAAUAAAAACAAUAACAGUGAUUGUUCAGUCAAACCUUCAGAGCUUUUUGACAAUGAUGUUUAUUUGGAAGAAAUAACAGAUGUUAUUUGCAUAAGUCUUGCCGAGUUACCAAAUUUAUUAAAUAUAACAGAUAUUGUAGAAGUCUUGCUUCAUGUCAACAAGGGUCCAAUUAUAAUAUCGUGGGUUGUAGCUAACAUGCCUGACACACUAUAUGAAGUUGCUGAAUCCCUUGUUGUGAGCGCUGAAAAAGGUGAAGAAGGUGGUAUUCGUGCAAAAGCUUUAAUAAGCCUCUGUGCAAUGUGCCCUUACUUAGCUGCAACUGUAAGAGCCAAAGCAGUCUCGGCUUGUCGUUUACCAGCAUUAGUUUUAAACCUAACUUUAAUUCAUCACCCAGAUGGCUUGGUUCCUUUUAUAUCAGGCCUUUUACUAGGUUCUGAUCAAACAACUAGGGGAUGGGGGAUUGCGGGGAUAAAAUUCCAGGACGAUGAAGUAUCCGGACUUUUGAGAUUGGUUACUCAAAAGCCUCCACCAACACCUGCUGGUGUUCGUUUUGUUUCUUUAAGUCUUUGUAUGAUUCUUGCAUGUCCAUCUCUAAUGGCUGCAUCAGAACAUGAGAAAAAUGCUAUAGAAUGGGUUCAAUGGCUGGUCAAAGAAGAGGCAUACUUUGAAAGCAAUUCAGGUGUUACGGCGUCAUUUGGAGAAAUGCUUCUGUUGAUUGCAAUUCAUUUUCACUCGGGCCAGCUAGCAGCAGUAGGUGAAUUAGUUUGUGCCACUCUCGGCAUGCGCGUGCCCGUUCGUCCAAACGGGUUAGCUAGAAUCAAGCAGGCCUUCACACAAGAAAUAUUUACAGAGCAGGUUGUUACAGCUCACGCUGUGAAAGUACCACGCCUUUACACCCAGUUAUGCCAGCUC